Messenger RNA from Saprolegnia diclina VS20, 1070 nucleotides. RefSeq lists its product as hypothetical. The transcript has 2 exons. NCBI's taxonomy places the organism in Eukaryota, Oomycota, Saprolegniomycetes, Saprolegniales, Saprolegniaceae. The record is from RefSeq and is a predicted model, not a curated record. The coding region runs from base 15 to 905 and encodes 296 amino acids.
UUUGCACUCGGCCGAUGACCACGCACGCGUACCAGUACUACGUCCUCGCUGUGACCGGCCAAGCGGCGCUGCCGCCGACCGCCGAGACCUCGACGCCUGCAGCCGCGGCCUCGAGCCCUGCACCAGCGGCGACCGACGGCGUCCCGCGCAUGAAGCUCCGCGAUUUGACGUGGGCCAACAAGGCAACGUUCAAUGCACUCAUGGAGAAGCACUCGUUCAUCGUGCUCACCGACAUUGGGAAGCUCAAGGACAUGUAUCUGGAUCUCCGGAGCGAGAUGCAAGCGUUCUUUGAGCGCGAGGAUGCGGCGAAAGAUGCUUGUACGUCGUCGUACAUCUACCGCAACGAGACGAAGACGCCCAUGUGGUACGCUGGCUACGAGCGAUCGCGCGUCCGCGAGUGCUUUCGCGUGCACACGGGCGACAUGUCGCGGCUUCUGUGGCCAUCGCCGGCGUUCGAGUCGACGUGGCUUGCGAUGAUUCAAAAGUGUCAAGCCAUUUGCGACCAGAGUCUCUCGCUGACGCUCGGGUACCGCGUCCAGCGCAAGGACGAAGGCCAAGAUCUCUCUGUUUGCUACGGCUUGCACUACCCCAACAAGGAAGGGACCGGCCAGUCGGACGGCGAAAACGUCUUUGAGCACGUCGACCCCAGCCUCUUUGUGAUCGAGCCGGUCACAGACGUGCGUGGCCUCGAUGUGUUUGACCAAGCGUCGCAGCGCUGGCUCUGCGCCGAAGACGUCUGCGUGCCGCACGAGGAGCUCGUGCUCUUCUGUGGGAAGGCGCUCGCCCGCGCCACCCAGGACCGCGUGCCCGGGACGCUCCACCGCGUCACCCGCUACGAGUCGACGAUGAACGUUCCGCGCUACUGCGUCAUUUACGAGCAAAAGUACGCCAACUUCUUUCCAUAAGCAACUUGAGCAAUGAUGAAGGACCUGUUGUCCAGCUUGUCAAAGUCGACGUCGCUUCUCUCGACUCGCAAACAACGACGCAAGGCUCGGACAUGCGUCCACCCGACGUCAACUUCAGCGGCCUCGCCCUGCACCACGCUUGCUGGCCAUGCUCAACUUUGCGAG